GCGCCGGCGGCCGGCGCGGGCGCGGCGGGCCGGGCAGGGGCGAGGGGCGCCGGAUCCUGUCCCUGAAUCAGUCAGCAGUUUCACACCUGGGAUGCGUCGCUCAGUCCUAGUCAGGAACCCAGGCCACAAGAGCCUGAGGCCUGUUUAUGAAGAGCUUGACUCUGACAAAGAGGAUCUGGACCCAGUUUCUGAAGACCCAGAGCCUGAUCCAGAAGACCUCAACACUGUCUCAGAAGAUGUGGACCCCAACUAUGAAGAUCUGGACCCUGUCCCAGAGGAUCUGGGUCCCGAUGUGCAAGCUCCAGGCUCCAUCUUGGGGAACCAAGGUUCCGAUCCCCAAGAUUUGGACCCCAUGUCUUCAAAUUUCGACCUCGAUCCAGAUGUUAUUGGCCCUGUACCCUUGGUUCUCGACCCUGACAGCGACACCCUAAGCCCCACCGCACCAGACGUGGACCCCCUUUCCUCCAGCCUCACUGCCACCCCCCAAGUCCUGGCCACCAGCCCCGAGGUGCUCCCUCCCCCAGCCAGCCCGCCCCGGCCCUUCUCCUGCCCCGAUUGCGGGCGAGCCUUCCGUCGAAGCUCCGGGCUGAGCCAGCACCGCCGCACCCACAGCGGCGAGAAGCCGUACCGCUGCCCCGACUGUGGCAAGUCCUUCAGCCACGGCGCCACCCUGGCUCAGCAUCGUGGCAUCCACACCGGGGCGCGGCCCUACCAGUGCGCUGCCUGCGGCAAAGCCUUCGGCUGGCGCUCCACGCUGCUGAAGCACCGCAGCAGCCACAGUGGUGAGAAGCCCCACCACUGCCCCGUCUGUGGCAAAGCCUUUGGCCACGGCUCGCUGCUGGCGCAGCACCUGCGCACACACGGCGGCCCGCGGCCGCACAAGUGCCCAGUUUGCGCCAAAGGCUUCGGGCAGGGCUCCGCGCUGCUGAAGCACCUGCGCACGCACACCGGCGAGCGACCCUACCCCUGCCCGCAGUGCGGCAAGGCCUUCGGGCAGAGCUCAGCGCUGCUGCAGCACCAGCGCACACACACCGCCGAGCGCCCCUACCGCUGUCCCCACUGUGGCAAGGCCUUCGGGCAGAGCUCCAACUUGCAGCACCACCUGCGCAUCCACACCGGCGAGCGGCCCUACGCCUGCCCGCACUGCUCCAAGGCCUUUGGGCAGAGCUCGGCGCUGCUUCAGCACCUCCACGUGCAUUCUGGCGAGCGCCCCUACCGCUGCCAGCUCUGUGGCAAGGCUUUUGGCCAAGCGUCGAGCCUCACCAAGCACAAGCGGGUGCACGAGGGCGCCGCAGCUGCUGCCGCCGCUGCCGCAGCAGCAGCGGCCGCGGCCGCUGGCCUGAGCCUGGGGCCUGGCUUGAGCCCUGCGUCCGUGAUGAGGCCUGGGCAAGUCUCCUUCCUGGGUCCUGAUGCUGUGUCUGUGCUGGGUUCUGGCCUGGGUCUCAGUCCUGGCCCCAGCUCUGGCCGCAGCCCUGACCCUGGCUCUGCUCUGGGCUCCCUUUCCAAUCCCAGCCCUCAACCUCUCUCUGGCUCCACAUCCACCCCCAGCCCUGAGCCUGUUGAAUGUUCUGACCCUAAGCCUAGUGAUGAUGAUGACCCUGACCUUGUGCCCAGCCCUGACCCCAACCCUGAGUCCCACCCUGAUCCCUGCUCUCCUAUCUGUGACACUGUCAGCCCAGCCCUCCCUACUGGUGAGAGCCCAGAGUGGGUAAAGGAGCAAGGGGCACUACUGGGGCCUGAUGGCUGAAGGGGACACCAGCACCACAGGCCUGGGGAAGUUGUGUGUUGUGCAGUUAGUAAAAUCCUCCCACUGCCUCCC
This is a messenger RNA of Urocitellus parryii (Arctic ground squirrel), 1819 nucleotides long. It is a transcript of the gene Znf358, whose product is annotated as zinc finger protein 358. Gene Ontology annotation, molecular function: DNA-binding transcription factor activity, RNA polymerase II-specific; RNA polymerase II transcription regulatory region sequence-specific DNA binding. Gene Ontology annotation, biological process: embryo development; regulation of transcription by RNA polymerase II. Gene Ontology annotation, cellular component: nucleus. Lineage: Eukaryota; Metazoa; Chordata; Mammalia; Rodentia; Sciuridae. The record is from RefSeq and is a predicted model, not a curated record.